ACAUGUGAUCGCCAUACUUGUGAUAACGAAGGCCGGUUUUGCUUGUACUCUGUGAUAUUCAGUGUCCGGUCGCUUGGAGAUAGUUUUAUUUCGAUUCCGACUCUGAUUGAUUACAUGCAUAUGCGAGUUUACAUACAAAUACCUACAUUAAGCUUCAGUUUCAUUAAAAUACAGCAAAUCACGUUAUCUAAGAAAUCUUCAGAUUCAUUCAAGAUUUUAAACGCUUUGAUAAGAUUCACUAACGUGCCGAAAGUAGAUAAACAUAAGAGGCUAGUGAUGAUCAGUGUGGAAGGAAAGUUCGAACAGUGACAUCAAACUGUGAUAGUGACUAGUGUUUUCCAGUGUCAGCUCAAUUCUUCCAACGAUGAAGCUGGUUCAAGCUAUAUUCGGUAUUCUCCCAGUCAUAUGCUGGCUGGCACCAACAGAAGGAGCACGAAUACUUGGCGUCUUCGCUUUCCCGGCCAAAAGCCACCACAUAGUGGGAAGUGCUCUUAUGGGAGAGCUUGCCAGGAGAGGCCAUGAAGUGACUGUGAUAGCUUGUCACCGGCAGGAAGAAAAACUCAAUAACUUUACAGAAAUCAUUGUUGAGCCUCGAUAUGACUUUUGGUCCGACAUCAGCAAAGCAUUCAAUAAUCUAGAUGUAUUCCAAUUGACCGAUAUAUCAAUUGGGGAGAAUUUGCGAAUGGUCAACAUUCUCGGUGACCAGCCAACCGAACAUGCCCUUAAACAUCCUGAAGUUCAGAAACUUAUUCAUUCCACCGACUUGGAAUUCGAUUUGCUAAUAGUUGAGCAAUUCUUCCAAGAGGCCUUCCUUAUGUUAGCAAAGAAGUUCAAUGUCCCAAUAGUUUCAGUGACAGCAUACGGAUUCGACAAUGCGUUAUCAGGAUUUAUGGGACAAAUCACACCAUGGGCCCACUCUCCGCACCCUUACUACCCUUUUACGGAUCGAAUGACAUUUUUCGAGAGGCUACACAACGUCUAUGUAUGUUUGUACACUGAGUGGAAUAAACAUUGGGUACAUAUGCCCCGACAGAAUGAAUUGGCUCAAAAAUACUUCGCUCACUUGCCAGGUCCACUGCCGUCAAUUUGGGAUUUGGAGCGAAAUAUAUCUGUAAUUUUGAUGAACAACCACGUACCAUUGGAAUGGCCACGCUCACUUGUUAUGGGAAUGGUACCUGUUGGUGGAAUACAAAUCAAGCCACCGAAAACCCUGCAAAGAGACAUUCGUCAAUUUCUUGAUGAAGCCAGAAAUGGGGCUAUCUAUUUCAGUUUGGGAACAAAUGUCGAUAGCUCUCGAAUGCCAGCAUCAAAAGUUGAAGCCUUCAUAAAAGUCUUCGCAAAGUUGAAGGAACGAGUCCUUUGGAAAUGGGGAGAUGAAAAUAUUCCGAAUCUGCCGAAAAAUGUUAUGGUGAAGAAAUGGAUGCCACAAAAUGAUAUUCUUGCUCAUCCCCAUGUCAAACUCUUCAUCUCUCAUGGCGGUCUCCUAAGCGUUCAAGAAGCUGUCUACAGAAGUGUGCCAAUACUUGGAAUACCAUUUUAUGGGGAUCAGUUCUUAAACACAAAGAAGGCGGCGAAUGAGGGCUACGGCGUUUAUUUGGAUUUCAAUAAUAUAACGGAAACAUCAUUGACAUGGGCUUUGCAGAAGCUCCUCUAUGACCCCGAGUAUAUGAUCCGGAUCCGGGAGGUGUCGAGAAUAUUUCGAGAUAGACAAUCGAGCGCUAUGGAAACAGCCAUUUAUUGGAUUGACUACACAAUACGAAAUAAAGGAGCACCUUACAUGAAAUCCAGUGCGGCGCUAUUGCCAUGGUAUAGUCUGUACCUAAUUGACGUUAUUGGUUUCGUAUUCGGCGUAUUGUUUGCCGGCUUACUAGGGAUUUACUUGAUAGGAAAAUUCAUCAGACGUUUGACUAAAUCGAAAAAAGAGAAAUUAUAUUAUAAAAUAAAUUAGUGUCAUC
Hermetia illucens (black soldier fly) is the source of this 1955-nucleotide messenger RNA. Its product is annotated as UDP-glycosyltransferase UGT5-like. The transcript is spliced from 7 exons. Bases 365 to 1948 code for a protein of 527 amino acids. The record is from RefSeq and is a predicted model, not a curated record. Gene Ontology annotation, molecular function: UDP-glycosyltransferase activity. NCBI's taxonomy places the organism in Eukaryota, Metazoa, Arthropoda, Insecta, Diptera, Stratiomyidae.